ACUUGUUGUUUGUGUGUGCGUGUGUUAAAUAAAGCGUUUCUCGUGAAAAUAAAUUUUGUUUGUUUCCAAAUAAAGAAGAUUUUUUUUUUAUUAAAUAUCAUGUACAAGUGAAUUAAAAGUGUUCAUUAUGUUUAUAAAACAGGUUAUUAUUCAGGGUUUCAAAUCCUAUAGGGAACAAACGGUCGUUGAACCUUUUGAUCCAAGACACAAUGUUGUUGUUGGUAGAAAUGGUUCAGGGAAAAGUAAUUUUUUCUACGCAAUUCAAUUUGUAUUGAGCGAUGAAUUUUCACAUCUUCGACCAGAGCAAAGACAAGCUCUAUUACACGAGGGUACUGGUCCCCGUGUUAUUUCCGCUCAUGUGGAAAUUAUUUUCGACAAUACGGAUGGACGACUUCCGAUCGACAAAAAUGAAGUUUAUUUACGUCGUGUAAUUGGCUCGAAAAAGGAUCAAUAUUUUUUGAAUAAAAAAAUUGUUACCAGAAGCGAUGUAAUGAAUUUAUUGGAAUCAGCCGGAUUUUCCCGUUCAAAUCCAUAUUAUAUUGUUAAACAGGGAAAAAUUAACCAAAUGGCCACAGCUCCCGAUUCGCAGAGACUGAAACUUUUGAGAGAGGUCGCAGGAACAAGAGUUUACGAUGAUCGACGUGAAGAAUCAAAAUCAAUUUUAAAAGAGACUGAGGGGAAAGUUGAAAAAAUCGAAGAUUUUUUACGAACAAUCGAGGAACGUUUAAAAACAUUGGAAGAGGAGAAAGAAGAAUUGAAAGAAUAUCAACGUUGGGAUAAGCAACGUCGAUGUUUGGAAUAUACAAUUCAUGAGCGUGAAUUAAAGGAAAAUAAACGAAAGCUCGAUGAAUUGGAGACAUCGCGUGCAAAUAGCGGUGCCGAGCAGGCGAAACUUUGUUCGGAUGCAAAAAAUUCUCAGGAACAAGUUCGCGCUGCUACAAAACGUUUGAAGGAAGCUAAAAAAGAGGUUCAAUCCGCAAAAGAAGAACGCGACACUCUCAGUGCCGAGCAACAGCAACUUUUAAAAGAAAAGACAAAAUUGACAUUGACAAUUAAUGAUUUAUUGGAAGAGGUAAAGGGUGAUAAUGACAGUCGUAAGAGAGCGCAACAAGAAUUGGAAAAACUCAAAGCGAACAUUGCCGAGAGAGAAAAGGAACUUGAAUCAAUUAAACCGGAGUACGAAGAAAUGAAACGCGUUGAGGAAGAAUGCACUAGAGAAUUGGCAUUAAAAGAACAAAAAAGAAAAGAAUUGUACGCAAAACAAGGAAGAGGUUCUCAAUUUACCAGCAAGGAUGAAAGAGAUAAAUGGAUACAAAAUGAAUUGAAACAAUUGACAAAGCAAAUUAAGGAUAAAGAGGAACAUCAGAAAAAAAUAAGUGAAGAUUUGAAAAAAGACGCGGAAAAGCAAGUGAUGCUGGAGAAAAAAAUUGAAGACUACACACGGGAAAUGGAGCAACAGAGAAAAUCAAUUGACGAUCAUAAUAAACAAUAUUAUGAUCUUACAAAAGCAAAAGAUCAAUGCCAAGCGACACGAAAGGAACAAUAUCGUCAAGAAAGUGUUCUUCAAUUAAAUUUAUCCGGUUUAAAGGAGGAUUUAGCUAAAGCCGAUCAAAGUUUACGAUCAAUGGCGGGAAAACCAAUUUUAAACGGAAGGGAUAGUGUUCGUAAAGUUCUCGAUACAUUCAGACAAAGACCCGAUAUGGCGCACGAGGUGAGUUCAUAUUAUGGACCAGUUAUUGAAAAUUUCGAUUGCGAUAAAAGUGUUUACAUGGCUGUGGAAGUAACAGCUGGUAAUCGUUUAUUUCAUCAUAUUGUCGAAUCAGAUAAAUUUGGAACAAAAAUUCUCAAGGAAAUGAAUAAUCAACGAUUACCCGGUGAAGUGACAUUUAUGCCUUUAAAUCGUUUACACGUGAAAAUUCAAGAUUAUCCAAAAACAAGUGACGCUAUUCCAAUGAUAUCGCGAUUAAAUUACGAUCAAAAAUACGAUAAAGCUUUAAGAUAUAUUUUUGGAAAAACGCUAAUUUGCCGUAAUUUGGAAGCGGCAACGAGUUUAGCGCGUACUUCAGGUUUAGAUUGUGUUACAUUGGAGGGCGAUCAAGUAUCAUCGAAGGGUUCAUUGACGGGUGGAUAUUUUAAUACAUUAAGAUCACGUCUUGAAAUUCAAAAAACACGAUCGGAAUUGAUGACACAAAUUAAUGCACUAGAAACACAAUUGACGACUCUUAAGGAUGAAAUUAGAAAAGCCGAUCAAAGUAUCAGCUCCUAUGUGAGUGAAAUGCAAAGAACCGAGACGAAGAACAGCAAAGCCAAAGACAUUUAUGACAAAAUGAAGGCUGAAAUUAGAAUGAUGAAAGAGGAAUUAAGCGCAAUUGAAAGGUAUCGUACGCCAAAGGAAAGAAGUUUAGCUCAAUGUACAUCGAGUUUGGAGGCGAUGCGCGCAACAAAAGAAGGUUUAGAGAGUGAAUUACAUCAGGAAUUAAUGGCACAAUUAUCGCACGCUGAUCAACAUCAAGUUGAUACAUUAAAUGAUGAUAUAAGACGAUUGACACGUGAAAAUAAAGAGGCAUUCGCAAAAAGAAUGCGUCUUGAGGCGGAGAAAAAUAAAUUGGAAAAUUUAUUAACAAAUAAUUUAGUACGUCGUCAUGAUGAACUUGUUCAAGCACUGCAGGAGAUUUCAGUACAAGAUCGUCAACGGCAAUUGGAUUCAUGUAAGGCACAACUUGCUGAUAUUGAAAAAAGAUUGGUUAAAGUGAAUGCUGAUUUUAAAUCACAAAAUGAAAAAGUUACGAGUGCAAUGAAAAAGCAAAAAGUUGAAGCGUCUGAAGUGGAAAAAUGGAAAGUUAAAGAAAAAGAAGCGCAAGAAAAAAUUGAAGCCGAUGCAAAAGAUUUGGAAAAAUUGGCAAGUAAAGCAAAUAUUUUACAGCAAAAAAUUUCUGAAUGUACACAAAAAAUUACUGAACUCGGUGCAUUGCCAAGUCAUGAGGCUUAUUCAAAAUUCAGUUCAAUGUCGACAAAACAAUUAUUUCGCGAAAUGGAAAAGGCGAAUAAUCAUCUCAAGAAAUAUAGCCAUGUGAAUAAAAAGGCGUUGGAUCAAUUUAUGUCGUUCAGCGAUCAAAAGGAGAAACUUGUGAAACGAAAAGAGGAACUCGAUCGUGGUGAUGAGAAAAUAAAGGAACUUAUGUUUGUUCUUGAACAGAGAAAAUGUGAGGCAAUUCAAUUUACUUUUAAACAAGUGAGUAAAUAUUUUAGUGAAGUUUUUAAAAAAUUGGUACCAUCGGGUCAUGCACAAUUGGUUAUGAAAACUGCCGAUGGAGAAGAAGGCGAUGAUGCAUCACAGGAAGUUGCGGAUUCUGAUCGUUUUAUUGGCGUUGGAAUUCGUGUUUCCUUCACCGGACAUAAAGCUGAAAUGAGGGAAAUGAAUCAAUUGUCCGGUGGACAAAAAUCACUCGUUGCAUUGGCAUUAAUUUUUGCUAUUCAAAAAUGUGAUCCCGCACCAUUUUAUCUUUUUGACGAAAUUGAUCAGGCAUUAGACGCGCAACAUAGAAAAGCCGUUGCCGAUAUGAUUCAUGAACUUAGUUCAGACGCACAAUUUAUUACAACUACAUUCAGGCCCGAAUUACUACAACAUGCAAAUAAAUUUUAUGGUGUAAAAUUCCGAAAUAAAGUAUCACACGUGGAAUGUGUGACUAGAGAAGAAGCUGCCGACUUUGUGGAAGAUGACACGACUCAUGGAUAAAUUUAUUCUUUUUUACUUAUAAAAAUUUUCUUAAAAAAAGCGUCGAAAUAAGAGAAAAAUUCAUUAAGCAAAAAAAAAAAAAAAAAAAAAAAUGACGAAUGGAACAAAAAAAUUCCAGAGUUAAAUUUAUUUUGAGAACAGGAAUUAUUAGAUUCAAUAUAAAUUAACUUUUUUACGAGUUAAUCUAGGGCUAUUGAGAAUAAUGAAAAAAAAAUAUACUAAGUUUGUAAUCCCGAGUUAAAAUUGUAAUAAUUGGUAUUUUAAUUGAGGUUGAAAAAAAGGGGAUAAAUACUUUUACGUAUAUAAUACAUGAAAUUUGUUUUCAUUAUA
This is a messenger RNA of Leptopilina boulardi, 4066 nucleotides long. It is a transcript of the gene SMC3, whose product is annotated as structural maintenance of chromosomes protein 3. The record is from RefSeq and is a predicted model, not a curated record. The transcript has 16 exons. Gene Ontology annotation, molecular function: protein binding; double-stranded DNA binding; cohesin loader activity. Gene Ontology annotation, cellular component: chromosome. NCBI's taxonomy places the organism in Eukaryota, Metazoa, Arthropoda, Insecta, Hymenoptera, Figitidae. Gene Ontology annotation, biological process: mitotic sister chromatid cohesion. The coding region runs from base 128 to 3736 and encodes 1202 amino acids.